This is a messenger RNA of Pseudoliparis swirei, 7005 nucleotides long. It is a transcript of the gene atrnl1b, whose product is annotated as attractin-like 1b. The transcript is spliced from 29 exons. Gene Ontology annotation, cellular component: Golgi apparatus. Gene Ontology annotation, molecular function: protein binding. The record is from RefSeq and is a predicted model, not a curated record. The coding region runs from base 1157 to 5290 and encodes 1377 amino acids. NCBI's taxonomy places the organism in Eukaryota, Metazoa, Chordata, Actinopteri, Perciformes, Liparidae.
CUUCCACAAGUUAGGUACGCUGUACUUUAUUGAGAAGUUCUCUCGGCUUGUGAGCUAUUUAACAUUUCAAGGUCAAAGGACAAGGACACAAUGUCGCCAAAUAGAGUUACGCGGUCAAUAACCUAUGAGCCUCCGUUUGGAAACCUUUGACCUGAAGAAUGAAAGACACAUCCAGCUUUUUAAUGCCGCAUAGAUUGUGUUCGGUGGCUUUUUUUGGUGCACUGUACCUUUAAAUAAAACCCGUAUCCAAUACGCAUGCGCAGCCUGUGUUUAGUUUCUCCAACCUGAUGAACUGUCUAGUGUCGCCGCGAUAGCAAGCCUCGGUUCUUGUCAUCGUUUUGAGAGCGACAGCGGUACUUUCUUCUUCUUCUGCGCGGGAAUACAAGGAGACACCGCCACGCGCAGCUGUCAACGAAGUCCCCGCGUGGAGGAGCUCCCCUCCGCUGAGGGAACCAACCCGUGGGACCCACAACAGUUCAAAGUGUUUGCUCAAUGCCCCCCUUAGUCGGGCACGAAUAGCCUCCCGGGUCCCCACACCGCAUCCAUGCGGACUGCGGCAGCCUUUCUCCCGGGGUCUGCGACACCGCGACCCCUUUGUUCUCCCGCGGCAAAGAUGCGCCUGAACUCCAGCGGUUUGUGAGAAGGACCGCGUCGCGUGUUGCAACGCACACCCCGGUGGGUUCAGUCUGACGGGUUGUUUACGCGUUAAAAUGGCUGCUGAAACGGCAUCUGGGAGAGAGGGCUCUUGAAUCGAUCCAGUAACCGUUCCGUUACCCAGCUGAGGGCCACCCUGUAAAUAAGCCCCGCGUGCUAACGCGUUGCGUCAACGAGUUAGCCGCCGAAUUAGCUUGAGCCGAAUGCUCGUCAUUGUCGGUGGGUGAAGGGAAUUCCUCCCACUCCGAGGCUAAACAAGCAGCCGCUUAAAAAAAGAAGAAGAAGAAACUUCUCGGCUAACGUCACGUUUCCAGUCCGUCGCUUCGUGAACCUCUCCGCUUAGCCUCGAUGCGAAUAUGCAGAAUAUUCAGCGAAUACGCAGGACUCGUUUGGUGUAACUGAGCCCCCGGAGCAGAAGAGGCUCUCUCUCUCUCCCUCUUUCUCCCCCAAAGCAGACGUCGAGGCCCCGGUGUUUUCCUCGGCUCGGUCGACCCGGAAAAAAAUGCAUCCCGGGGGGAGAUGCACGACGGAAGCCUUUGCUUUUGGAGCCAAACUCGCCACCCACGGCGAUCUGCGGGCUAUCAACAGAUACCUGGUGGUCUCUGUGUUGUUUUUCUUCGUGCUGGCCACGCACGCCUCUCCGGCCAAGCCGUGCGACAAGAACUGUCUCUCCGGGAAAUGCAUCAACGGAUCCUGCAUCUGUGACCGAGGAUGGGUGGGAGACCAGUGCCAGCACUGCCAAGGGAGGUUCAAGUUGACGGAGCCCUCAGGAUACCUCACCGACGGGCCAAUCAACUACAAGUACAAAACAAAGUGCACCUGGCUCAUUGAGGGCUAUCCAAAUGCAGUUCUUCGGUUAAGAUUCAACCACUUUGCCACAGAAUGUAGUUGGGACCACAUGUACGUAUAUGACGGAGACUCAGUAUAUGCGCCCCUGGUUGCUGUGUUCAGCGGUCUCAUGGUGCCGGAGAUCCGAGGAAACGAGACGGUUCCCGAGGUGGAGACGACUUCUGGCUACGCACUACUCCACUUUUUCAGCGACGCCGCCUACAACCUAACGGGCUUUGAGAUAUUCUAUUCGAUCAACUCUUGCCCCAAUAACUGCUCUGGCCACGGGAAGUGCACCUCCGGUAACUCGGCCGCCAGCAGAGUGUACUGCGAGUGCGACAAGUACUGGAAAGGCGAGGCCUGUGACGUCCCUUACUGCAGGAACAACUGCGGCAGCCCCGACCACGGCUACUGCGACCUCACGGGGGAGAAGUUGUGUGUCUGCAAUGAAAGCUGGCAAGGUCCCGACUGCUCGCUGACUGUACCUUCGACCGAGUCCUUCUGGGUGCUACCAAGCGUCAAGCCCUUUGGCACGUCACUCGCCAGAGCUUCCCAGAAGGCCAUGGUGCAAGAAAAGGUCAUGUGGGUGGUGGGCGGCUACACCUUCAACUACAGCUCCUUCCAGAUGAUUCUCAACUACAACCUGGAGAGUGGCAUCUGGAACACGGUCCCCGUCAGCACUGGCCCUACGCCAAGAUACGGCCACUCGCUCGCGGCCCACCAGGAUGAUAUCUAUAUGUUUGGCGGGAAGCUGGAGGCGGGCUGGGGUAAUGUGACGGACGAGCUGUGGGUGUUCAACGUACCCAGUCGGACGUGGCAGCGGAGAAACCCCGUGGUUGGCGCGGCGGCCCAGACUCAGAUUUACGCCGUGGAGGGUCAUUUAGCCCACUGCGUUCCACUAGAGGACGGCGAGGCCAUUAUGCUGGUCAUCUUUGGCUACUCCCCCAUCUACAGCUAUGUCAGCAACGUCCAGGAGUACAACCUGAAGUCCAACACGUGGCUGGUGCCGGAGACCACGGGCGCCGUUCCCCAGGGAGGUUACGGCCACAGCAGCACGUACGACGGCGCCAGCGGUAGUGUGUAUGUCCACGGAGGCUAUAAGGCGCUGCCCGCCAACAAAUACGGCCUUGUUGAUGACCUCUACCGCUACGACGUUAACGCCCGGACGUGGUUCAUUCUGAGAGAGAGCGGCUUUCCGCGGUACUUGCACUCGGCCGUGCUCAUCAGCGGCACCCUGCUCGUCUUUGGCGGCAACACGCACAACGACACGUCCCUCAGCAACGGCGCCAAGUGUUUCUCUGCCGACUUCCUUGCCUACGACAUCGCUUGUGACGAGUGGAGGGUCCUGCCGAAACCGGACCUGCACAGGGAUGUCAACCGCUUCGGUCACUCUGCUGUGGUCAGCAACGGGUCCAUGUACGUGUUCGGGGGCUUCUCCGGCGUGCUGCUCAACGAUGUGCUUGUUUACCGACCCCCCAGCUGCCAAGCCUUCUUGGCGGAGGAGGGGUGUGUCGAUGCGGGUCCGGGGGUCCGCUGCAUGUGGAGCAGAGACCACUGUCUCCCCUGGGAACCCAGCAUGGCGAAUGGGAGCCUCAUUCCUGCCUCGUUCUGCCCCCCUAAAGCUGUCACCGUGGACGAGCGCUGCUUCCGGUUCUCGGACUGCGCCAGCUGUACGGCCAACACCAACGGGUGCCAGUGGUGCGACGACAAGAAGUGCAUCUCCGCCUCCAGCAACUGCACCUCAAACGUGAGUAACUUCACGGAGUGUCCCGUGCGGAACGAGCAGGUGUGCAGCAAGCUCGCCAACUGCAAGAGCUGCUUGGUGAAUCUCAACUGUCAGUGGGACCAGAAUCAGUCGGAGUGCCACGCUUUGCCAGCCCAGCAGUGCAGCGAGGGAUGGAGCCAGGUGGGGGAAGCCUGCCUGCGGAUCAACUCCAGCCGCGAGAGCUACGACAACGCCCAACACUACUGCAAAAACCUCAACGGGAACAUCGCGUCACUCACCACCUCCAAACAGGUGGACUUUGUGAUCGAGGAACUGGAGAAGCUCCAGCAACGAGACACGCGGCUGUCUCCCUGGGUGGGCCUGAGGAAGAUCAACGUGUCGUACUGGGGUUGGGAGGACAUGUCUCCCUUCACCAACAGCAGCCUGCGCUGGCUACCUGGCGAGCCCAGCGACUCUGGGUUCUGUGCCUACCUGGAGGAGCCUCAGGUGUCCGGCCUGAGGGCCAACCCGUGCACCGCCUCUGCCCACGGCCUCAUCUGUGAAAAAGCUACCGGAAACCCCAAUCAGAGUUCCCGCCCUGCCUGUAAGAAGCCUUGCUCGCUGCACACCAACUGCGCCAACUGUACCAGCCAGGCCAUGGAGUGCAUGUGGUGCGGCAGUACGCAGCGCUGCGUCGACUCCACCGCCUACGUCAUCUCUUUUCCCUACGGCCAGUGUCUGGAGUGGCAGACCGGAGAUUGCGUGGCCCAGAACUGUUCGGGCCUGCGGACGUGUUCCCAAUGCUUGGAGCAGCCGGAGUGCGGCUGGUGCGGAGACCCCAGCAGCACGGGGAAGGGCCUCUGCACCGAGGGGUCUUACCGAGGGCCGAUGAAGAGGCAGGUGAAGCAGGGCCAGCAGAUCCCGUCCGGGGACAUGAUCCUGGAGCCGGGCAUCUGCCCCAAAGACGAGGGCUACGAGUGGGCCUUCAUUCACUGCCCUGCGUGCCAGUGUAACGGCCACAGCACGUGUGUGAACGGCAGUGUGUGCGAGCAGUGCCGUAACCUCACCACCGGUCCCCACUGCCAGACCUGCAUGCCUGGUUACCACGGAGACCCGACCAAUGGCGGCAAAUGUCAGGCCUGUAAGUGUAAUGGCCAUGCAAGUGUGUGCCAGGUGUUAACUGGCAAGUGCUUCUGCACCACCAAGGGGAUCAAAGGAGACCAGUGCCAGCUAUGUGACUCAGAGAACCGUUACCUUGGCAAUCCACUCAGAGGAACCUGUUACUAUAAUCUCCUGAUCGACUACCAAUUCACCUUCAGUCUCAUCCAAGAAGAUGAUAAUCACUACACUGCCAUCAACUUCAUGGCCUCACCUGAGCAGGCGAACAAGAACUUGGACAUGUCCAUUAAUGCAUCCAACAACUUCAACCUCAACAUCACCUGGUCGGUGGGAUCCACAGCUGGAACCAUUUCUGGAGAGGAGGUGCCCAUCGUGUCCAAAACGAACAUCAAGGAAUACAGAGACAGCUUCUCCUGUGAGAAGUUCACCUUCAGGAGCAACCCAAAUAUUACCUUUUACGUCUACGUCAGUAACUUCUCAUGGCCCAUCAAGAUCCAGAUUGCCUUUUCCCAACACAACAGUAUUAUGGACCUGGUCCAGUUCUUUGUGACGUUUUUCAGUUGUUUUCUGUCACUCCUCCUGGUGGCUGCAGUGGUGUGGAAGAUCAAACAGACCUGCUGGGCAUCAAGGCGUAGAGAACAGCUGAUGAGAGAGCGCCAGCAGAUGGCCAGCCGGCCGUUCGCCUCGGUGGCGCUGGCUCUGGACACCAGAGGGGAAGAAACGGAGCCGCUGCAGCCUGCGGCUGAGGGAGCUCCCAAACCGGUGGCGAUGGAGCCGUGUUCAGGAGGGAAAGCCGCCGUGCUGACGGUCCUCAUGCGUCUGCCCUCCGGACUCUCAGACCUGCCUCCGCCAGGACAGUCAGGACUCAUCGUUGCGAGUGCGCUGAUCGACAUCUCGCAGCAGAAACCCGAUUUUAAGGAGAAGUCCCAGGGCUUGAAGAACCGGAAGGCUCUUUUCCCAGCACACCAAGGCACCUGCGUCUGAGACCCGGCCCGCAGAUCCACGCGGGUCCCCUUUUCUCGACACCCACCUGAGGCCGUAGUGUUCCAACACGCAGCAGGUCCCGGUUCGGAGGCCUUUCCAGAGACGAGACGUGGCCCACGACGUGUCGAGCAUCUCAUUCGAGAGCACGACCCUGCGUACCUUUCCUGACCCCUUCUGCUCCAAUCCGCAUAAAUCGACUUACACACACACACACUCUCUCUCUCUCCAGCUCGGCUCUUCAUCACGGCACACCUCGUCCGCGCUUGGAAGGAAACCUGCCUGAUGAGUGACAUCAGAGACAGAUUAAUUGGGAGCAUCGGCACCUGUUGAAGCUUCGGCAGCGAACAUUUCGGGACACCUCAUCGUCCAAAAGCAACGGUGUCCGUCUGUGCUUUAGGCUAGAUCAAAGUUUAACUGAUUUCCAUGGAAAUACAAGAAGAGUAAAAAAAAAAUAUAUAUAUAUAUAUAUAUGGCUGGUAGAUAUCCAGUACAUGCUGCCUAUGGGUUUUUGUUUUUGCUUGCCAACAAGUGCUAUUCUAUGGUGCUAAAGCCUUUAGUUCUUAUGCGAAGCCUCUGCUGUAUGGACUGAACUCGUUCUGCCUUUCCGUGGGGAAAGCUAUGCGCUCGGCCAGAACUCUUUUAUAACGCCCCACGACCCCCGUGAUCGGCCCACGUAUUUUUUUUUUUGCCAAUUACCAUUCACGAUCAAGUUAGAGCAUUACCUGUACAUAUGGAUCAUCCACUCGGCUGAAGCUAAAGUCUGUAUUUUCCGUGGGAUACAAACGCUGCAGAGACGCUGCAAUCGCUGCUCGCUGCACGUGGGGGAAGAACGCGACCCGGAGGAGGCCCGAACCAAAACCAUCAGGCGUCCACCCAAAAGCAUGGAACGGUCCACAUCGCGGACGCAUUUUAUUAGCAAAAGCGAAAGUGUGGAAAGACGGCGGCGAAAUAAAAAUGACACCAGAGGCGUCGCUGGCUCCUCUGGCUCCUCUGGCUCGUUUAUUUCGACGUUCGUUUUGUACGUUUUUAUGUUUUUUUUACAUUUUUUUUAAAGAGCCCUCCGUUACGUCACCUUUUUUUAAAGCCUUGGUUCUCCACGGAUGGACGGGACGUGUCGACGCGCGGAAUUUCUCAAAGUUGUCGACGGUUUUUGGCCCCGCCCUCCACCCUGAGCUGGACAGCGUCUCGUGGGAACGGCUGCGAGUCUUUGCCGCUCGUCUCUCGAGACUUCAUGUCAGGUUUUUAUGACAAGGACACGAGAUUAUCAUUUAUUUUAGGCCUUGUCACCUGUCUCUAUUAUAUCUAUGAAAAAACUAAGUCUUUUGAAAAGAGCAUUUCUGUUAAUAUUUUUUUUUCAUUAUAUUUAACAGAUUCCUGUGUAAUAGCAUUUAACUUGAUUUUAGCGUUGACCUAAAUCAGUGGUUUUUAAACGUCAACUCCUUUUUGAAUCGUGCAACUUUACGCACUAUAUGGGCAUUGUCUCGCUUUUUCGUCGCGAAGUGGUCGGUAUGAUGCAUUUCGUAUGAAUAGUAUGCCAGCUAACGUGUUAUUAUUUAGUUUUUUGUAGAGUAAUCCUAUAACAGUGUCAUUACACAGGAAUCGGGGUCUCGCUGUACCGUGAACAAAAGAUGAUAAACUGCAUAUCGGUAAUCCUCAGUGUAUUUUAAAAGGUGGACAACUUGCCAUAAAAUCUAAAAUAAAAAAGCUGAAAAUCU